AGUGGGUAAAAGAGAGCUUCCAGAAAGCUCUUGAGGGGGAACCAGACAAUGCAUCCUUUAAUGUGGGCUAUGCCAUGGUCCUGUACAGGUUGGAGGGCAUGGUCAGGGAUAAGAGAGUGAGGUCAGUGAUAACUGCAGGUGCCAACCAGCUAAGGAAAUCCUUGGAGCCUGAUAACUCUGAGGUUAUGGUCCUCCUAGCCCUGAAGCUUCAAAACAAAAAUAAACAAGAGUCCAUGAAACUCAUCAAAGAGGCCCUCAGACUGUCUCAUGACGUGCCUCAUGUCAUGCAUUGUGUUGCCAAGUAUUUCAGAUAUGAGGGCUCCAUCAAUGAGUCCCUACACAUUUUGGGGAAAGCUCUGGAGCUGUCUCCAAACUCCCAUUUCCUCCAUCACCAAAUCGGCCUGUGUCACAAACAGCAGCUCAUCCAGAUGUUUGAGCAGAAGAGGAAAGGGGCACGAGUCAAUGGGGGCCAGAUAAAAGCUAAGGUGGAGGUCUGCAUCCGUCACUUCUCCAGAGCUGUGGAGCUGAAGCCCUCCAACAUCCACGCAAGGGUGAACCUGGCUGACGCCUACGGGAACAACUACCAGCUGGAGGAGGCGAUUAAGAUUUUCAUCAACCUGCUGAAAGACGAGUCCCUCAGUGAAUCAGUCAAGCAGCGCUGCUACACCGGCUUUGGCCUGUUUCUUUUCUAUAAGAAGAAAGACGAGGAUGGUGCUGUGACACAGUUAAAAAACGCCUACCAGAUUCAAAUUGAGAGUUGGGACAGGAAGGAGGCUGGGAAGAAGCUGAAGCAGAUCGCAGACAGGUGUCAGGCUAACAAGAAGAGAGUCUGCGAAGCCUUGGAGAUUUUGCCGUUCCUCGCCACUGAGGACAAAGACGAGAGGAAGGCUGAGGAGUACACUCCGCAAACACAAAUGGCCUUACAGAUGCUUUCAGCAAAGGAAUGAAAUGUACAUGAUAAACCUUACUGUAACACAACGCAUGGCUUACAUAGAAAUACUGCUGUAUGCAUUUGCAUGUUUUUGUGUAACUGUAACUAAGUACUGUGUACAAUUCUUAAGUUAGAUUUAAAUAUAAUUAGAAUGUCCUUGGAUGUGUC
This is a messenger RNA of Coregonus clupeaformis (lake whitefish), 1099 nucleotides long. Its product is annotated as interferon-induced protein with tetratricopeptide repeats 5-like. Gene Ontology annotation, molecular function: protein binding. The record is from RefSeq and is a predicted model, not a curated record. Gene Ontology annotation, cellular component: cytosol. Gene Ontology annotation, biological process: defense response to virus. Bases 75 to 947 code for a protein of 290 amino acids. Lineage: Eukaryota; Metazoa; Chordata; Actinopteri; Salmoniformes; Salmonidae. The transcript has a single exon.